UUAGGAAGUGACGUUGCUUAGUUACCGUGGGUAGAGAUGUGUUCAGUUCGCCAGUAGCCAGUUCGCUAACUUCAGGCAAUUCUACCAGAGAAUGUCUAAUAAGGAAUUCUACUGUUUGUGCUACUCAUGAAAAUAAUGCUAUUUUUUCUUUCUUGGAGAAUAACACUUCAAAGAAUUUCUAGUUCAAGUGGCACAGCUCGUAUACUCAAACACUCGAGCAGUUAAACAUCAUGGUAUCAUGGCGUCACAUAUCUGAAACGUGAAUGACAGGAAUACUUUAAAUAAUGUACAGCCCGAAAGAGCUAGAGGGGGAGGUUGACCAUUCCUUUUUUGACAGUGACGGUGAAGGUCAAAAUCCGAACCAUGGGAACUCAGAGAGCAUACCGCAAAGUCCGGUGCCUCAUGGUGGCAGGUCCUCCAAUGAACUUUCAAUUAAUGAUAAAAGGGAUGACAAUAACUCUCAGGUAGAGGAUGCGUCCAUUGACCUGAAGGAGAUCAGAAAGGCUGGAUCAGAAGAGGAGGACUGGAAUGGAGUGGAGAAAAGUGCUGUUUCUGACUCACGAAAUGAAGAGAAGGAUGGUACAACAAAAACAGACCCGGGCGUUGAGAUAAGGGGUCAUGUGUCCUCAAAAAUUUCCUCUGAACAAAGGGCAGCAGAUAAUAUUUUGGCGCAUGAUGGAUGUGGUGAAACAGCUGAUGAGGUAAAAGGAGGUAGAUCAGUUUUACUGAAAGCUAGUGAUGAACACGAUGGCUCAAACAUUGGAGAAGAGGACAAAAGUCAGGAGCAGAGACAGGGUAGGUCAAUAGCAGACACUGGGAGCCUGUGCUCCAGUGUGUCUUCACUUCAUUCCGGCAAGGAAAGGGACUCAGAAGACGAUAAGCGUCCACGUUCAAGGAGUUCCUCCUGUGGGUCGAGAGUUUCCUCAACAGACGAGAGGGAGCUGGAGGACUUUGAUGACCUUGAUGAUUAUGCUCUCAACGAUUUCGACGUCAACGCCAAUGAGGAUGGAUACCAGCGGAGCGAAGAGUCAGGGGGCAGCGACGAGGAAAGACCCCCAGAACCCCCACCGCCAAGACAUAAGCCCCAGCCAUUGCAGGGCACGCCGAGGAAAUCUAGUGGAAAAUUCCGGAAGCACAGCCCUCGGCCUUCCUCCUCCUCUGAGCUGGAGAGCUCUUGCAGUAGCGACGCAGAGGGCUACGGCUCCUCCUCCUCCGAGCUCUCGCCCCCCAGGAGAGCCCUGGCAGCCCUGGUGACGUCGUCCCCCAGACGGAGGCCCCGGCUGGGCUCAGCGCCCGGCGGAGAGAGGGCCCGCGGCCACGGGAGACCUGCACUGGAGUCAGAGGACACGGUGACUGACGUCACGCCUCUCUCCACCCCUGACAUGAGUCCUGCACAGUCCUUCGACCUACCUGUGUUCGCUGUGAAAGCCGAUGAGCCAGUAGCAACAACAACAACAACAACAGCAGCAGCAGCAGCAGCACCUGCAGGUGCCGGUGAAAAACCAAAGCAGCACAAUGUCACCGUCGACCUGAAUGUGACUGCUGACGACAACUUAAAAAAGGAGGAUUCAGAUCAAGAAGACAUUUUUGCCAUGGAGACGAAGGAGACCAGUUCCCUGAACCAGAGUGUGAGACUGGAAGAUCACGUAGAUAAACCCAGGAGCUCUGACCCAGAAGAGCUGCAUACGCAUGGGCCUCCAUCAGAGCACUCCCAGGUGAGCUCGGCCCGUGAUGAGCGCAGCCUGCUCAGCAUCGGCAGCUCACAGAGCGACUGUCCCAGCAGCCGGCAGCAGCGCCGCAACUUCAGCUUCCGCAACGACGAGGUGUGGCGCAUCGACCGCGAGAACCAGCGGCUGCUGCGGGAGCUGUCACGGCCCUGCCCACGCUCACGCUCUGCCAGCACCAGCGCCGGCUCGGCCCACACUGCGUCCACCUGCGGCCCACGCCGGGCCAGCGGCCCCCCGGCGCCCCCCCGCCUCUACCACAGCGCCAUCAACCGCCAGCGAGAGCAGAAGCGCAUCGAGAGGGAGAACCUGGCCUUCCUGAAGAGACUGGAGUCAGUGAAGCCCAGCAAAGGCAUAACACGGACAGAGCAGUUGGCAGACUAUCAGCGCCAAGCCAGAUACCUGUGCACCCCCCUCCCGACCUCUACCAUCGAGGACUUCCACUCCAAACUAGAGACGUCUGUCUCCAAAAGUUCACAAGGGGGGAGCAGCAGGCCUUACAGUGCAGGCGUGCGCCUGGGCCCCAGGCCUGGCUCUCGCCCUUCCCCUGCCCCCACCAAGCCCAGCCGCAGCACCACCCCUCGGCCUGCCUGGUCCUGAGGGGACAGUGGCCAGCCGCCAAAUGUCCACUGGGUGAAAUGAGUUCACCAUGCCAAACCCUCCUAGACCAUCGCAAGGUCAGGAAGUUACCAGGGUAGAUGUCAGCUUGUGCCACUGGUCUUAAAUGUUGGGAUCACAAUACCAUUCCAUCAGUUUACAAUCCUACUUAGUUCAGUUGAAUUAUUAUUGACUUUCUUGGUUUAAAAUAUGUGUACCGUAAUAUUGCCAUUAACAGAGUAACGCUCAGUUGGUUUGAUGUCCUAUGUUUUUUUCCCGUAGAAUUUACCACAUGUGAGCCUCUGUAGAAAUCUGUAUGGUGAAUCAUCUAGGAAAAUCCAAUCAAACUAGUGCUCUGUAUUUGCAUGUGCACCAAUGCAUUGCUUCAGGUGUCAUAAGCCUUCUAUCUGCAGCUUCGUAAGUGGUACCAAUAUGUCACUCACACAGCCUCUGUAUCUUGGUGUCAAAAGCUAAUCGCCACUCUUUUUGCCCCAUUUUGUACAGAUGUAAUUUGAAAAGACAGAUAUAUAAAUUAAUAUUUAUGUACAUCGUGUUGGUACAUAUGACCAACAAAUCAGUAACCAUGGGUGAAAGUGGAAACAGAUUUUAUAUUGUGCACCUGUGAGUUGUAUUGUUUUUCAUUUUUAUUCAAUAAUAAAGCUUCUUGUUGCUUUA
Molecule: messenger RNA, 2996 nt
Organism: Alosa sapidissima (American shad)
Lineage: Eukaryota; Metazoa; Chordata; Actinopteri; Clupeiformes; Clupeidae
Gene: cfap97
Product: cilia and flagella associated protein 97
Exons: 7
Coding region: 285-2324 (679 amino acids)
Biological process (GO): spermatogenesis
Source: RefSeq, a predicted model, not a curated record